Mytilus trossulus (common blue mussel) is the source of this 2838-nucleotide messenger RNA. Its product is annotated as periodic tryptophan protein 2 homolog. Gene Ontology annotation, biological process: maturation of SSU-rRNA from tricistronic rRNA transcript (SSU-rRNA, 5.8S rRNA, LSU-rRNA); ribosomal small subunit assembly. NCBI's taxonomy places the organism in Eukaryota, Metazoa, Mollusca, Bivalvia, Mytilida, Mytilidae. Gene Ontology annotation, cellular component: Pwp2p-containing subcomplex of 90S preribosome; small-subunit processome. The transcript is spliced from 19 exons. The record is from RefSeq and is a predicted model, not a curated record. Gene Ontology annotation, molecular function: protein binding. Bases 85 to 2823 code for a protein of 912 amino acids.
AAAUUUAGAUUAUUUUCAAGACGAAAACAUUGCCAUGUGACAAUCAUGUUUUAUGGUUAAAAGUCGUAUUACGAAAGCAGAACAAUGAAAUUUGCAUACAAAUUUUCUAACUUGUUAGGAUCUGUUUACAGAAAGGGUAAUGUUCUUUUUACCCCUGAUGGCAACAGUGUCAUCAGUCCUGUGGGAAAUCGUAUCUCCAUAUUUGAUCUUAGAAAUAACAAGUCAGAAACAUUGCCAAUAGAAACACAGAUGAACAUAACAUGUAUGGCUCUAUCUCCAGAUGGUUACACGCUCAUUGUAGUCAAUGACAGUGGUGAAGCCCUGUUAUGUAGUUUAAUAAGUAAAUCAGUUUUACACUCCUACCACUUCCACAGACCCAUUCAUCAGAUCAAGUUCAGUCCUGACGGCAAGAAGUUUGCUGUCACCAGAGAAGAUAAAAUCAUGUUAUUCCAUGCUCCUGGGAAGACCAGAGAAUUUAAUCCUUUUGUGUUACAGAGGACGUUUUAUGGAGCCUAUGAUGAGACAGUCUGCAUUGAUUGGACGACUGAUUCUAGGGUGUUAUGUGUGGGAUCUAAAGAUAUGAACACUAGAGUGUAUGGCGCACAACACUUCAAAAACCUAGUGGUCUAUUCCAUGGGUGGACACAGAGAUGCCAUUGUAGGAUCAUUCUUUGAAGCCAAUUCUUUAGAUCUGUACAGUUUAAGUCAGUGUGGACAUCUAUGUGUAUAUGAAUGUGAUACUGAUUUAGAUGGACUCAUACCAUAUAAACCUACACGUACCGAGGAACAAGAAGACAAUAAAGAUACAACGGUAUCAAAGACAGAUGAAAACACAGAAGGAAAAGUCAUAUAUAAAAGAUUAGCAAAGCAUUCCUUCAAAGAUUGUCGGCCUGAAGGUUCAUCAUAUCCCAGGGUUACCAGUGUGGAUUACCACAAGUCUACACAUAUACUAGUUACAGGGUUCUUAGAUGGCUCCUUUUUCUUACAUGAGAUGCCAGACUUCAACCUUAUUCACUCUCUAAACAUAUCUGAGCAGAGUAUAGCAUCAGUAAGAUUUAACAACACAGGUGACUGGAUAGCUCUGGCUUGUUCAGGUCUAGGACAGCUACUGGUUUGGGAAUGGCAAAGUGAGACCUAUGUCCUUAAACAACAAGGACAUUUCAAUAACAUGACCUGCCUUGCCUACUCACCUGAUGGACAACAUCUGGUUACUGGUGGUGAUGAUGCUAAGGUAAAAGUAUGGAACACCUCUAGUGGUUUCUGUUUUGUCACAUUUAAUGAACAUUUAGGAGGGGUGACGGGAGUAAUCUUUACACAGAAUGGACAGGUGGUGUUAACUUCAUCGUUAGAUGGUACAGUUAGAGCUUUUGAUCUCAACAGGUAUCGUAACUUCCGUACAUUUACUUCACCAAGACCUGUACAGUUUUCAUGUAUAACAGUAGACAACAGUGGAGACAUAGUUUGUGCCGGUGGGUUAGACGUGUUUGAAAUAUUUGUGUGGUCAAUGCAAACAGGGAGAUUGUUGGAGGUACUUGCAGGACAUGAAGGGCCAGUUAGCUCCCUUAGCUUCAGUCCAAAACAAUCAUUAUUAGCUAGUGGAUCAUGGGAUAAGUCAGUCAAACUUUGGGAUGUAUUUGAGAAUAAAGGAGCAAAGGAAAAUAUUAUUGUCAAUUCAGAUGUGUUAGCUGUUGUGUUCAGACCGGAUGGAGAGGAGAUUGCAGUGUCAACAUUAGAUGCACAGAUAACUUUCUGGAAUACACAGAAUGUAGUACAAACAGGCUCAUUAGAGGGAAGACAUGAUUUAGGUUACAGUAGGAAAGAAAUGGAUAAGAUCACUGCCAAGAAAGCUUCUUUUGGGAAAGCUUUUAAUACAAUAUGUUACUCUGCUGAUGGUAAAUGUCUCCUUGCCGCUGGUCGGUCAAAGAAUGUGUGUAUAUACUCCAUCCAGGAUCAGAUACUGAUGAAAAAGUUUGAGAUCUCCUGUAACAUGUCUUUUGAUGGGAUGGAGGAAUUUUUAGAUAAAAAGAAAAUGACAGAGUGGGGAAGUUUGUCAUUGGUAGAUCAAGGAGAGGGAGACGAACAAGGUCAAUCCCUCAGUUUACCAGGGGUCAAGAAAGGGGACAUGAGUUCUCGACACUGGAAACCAGAAGUGAGAGUGUCAUGUAUAAGGUUCUCACCUACAGGCAGAUCCUGGGCAGCAACUACAACAGAAGGAAUGCUAAUAUACUCAUUAGACCAGAACCUGGUCUUUGACCCCUAUGACCUUGAAAUAGAAAUUACACCUGUGAACGUGAGGAAGAAGUUGUUUGAAAAAGAAUACUCUACAGCACUUAUACUUAGCUUUAGACUGAAUGAAAGCAAAUUAAUACAAGAAGUAUUAGAAUCUAUACCAUAUUCUGACAUUGAUGUUAUUAGUGAGAAUCUCCCAGAGAUAUAUGUAGAUAAACUGUUAAAUUAUCUGGCAUCAGGAAUAGAAUCAUCAGCACAUAUACAAUUCUAUCUCAAAUGGACAAAUAAACUUCUAAUGUGUCAUGGACCUAAACUAAAACAAAGAUCACAGAAAGUUAUGACAACACUUAGAGCAAUGCAGAAAAAUAUAACUAGAAAAUAUGAUGAUAUUGGAAAAUUAUGUGAUCAUAAUAGAUACAGUAUGGAAUAUAUAAUAGCUUUGUCAAAAUCUAAAAGAAAACACACAGAUGAUGCAGAUGACAAUGAAUCUAAUAGUGAGGCUUCAAGGUCGGAUGAUGGAGAAGGUUUAGAGGAAGUUGGAGAUGCAUCAUCAGAAGAUGAAAAUUUUAUGUCAAAUUUCAUGGAUACUGAAUAAAUAAAAAUAGCAAUU